This is a messenger RNA of Nanorana parkeri, 1072 nucleotides long. It is a transcript of the gene RAB26, whose product is annotated as RAB26, member RAS oncogene family. Gene Ontology annotation, cellular component: Golgi apparatus; endosome. The transcript is spliced from 9 exons. Bases 147 to 896 code for a protein of 249 amino acids. Lineage: Eukaryota; Metazoa; Chordata; Amphibia; Anura; Dicroglossidae. Gene Ontology annotation, molecular function: GTP binding; GTPase activity. The record is from RefSeq and is a predicted model, not a curated record.
GGAUGCUUCAUUAGUCCUCUGAACCCCACUUUCCUGCCCGAUCGCUCUGGUGAUCAGCUACACUCAUUCUUCGGUGGGACCUGUUAUUCCUGUAAUUAGGCACUCUGGCUUGUACCCUGUUAGCAGCGACCCCCAUACGCCAGAGGAUGUCGAGGAAGAAGAGUCAGAAAAGUAAAGGCAGCAGCUCCCCUGCCUCAUGCAGUGGCCCAGCCACCAAAGAGAAUGGCAAGGGGGGCACCGAUUGCCAUAGCAAUGGCAUGGUGAUGUCGGGACGCCCAUCCCUCAGCAACAGUGGGGAGUUUUACGACGUUGCAUUUAAGGUGAUGUUGGUUGGCGAUUCUGGAGUGGGAAAAACUUGUCUUCUGGUCAGAUUUAAGGAUGGCGCAUUCCUGGCUGGUAGUUUCAUCUCCACUGUUGGGAUUGACUUUCGGAACAAAGUACUGAACGUGGAUGGCGUAAAAGUCAAGCUGCAGAUCUGGGACACGGCAGGGCAGGAGAGAUUUCGCAGCGUUACUCAUGCGUACUACAGAGAUGCGCACGCUUUGCUGCUUCUGUACGAUGUUACCAACAAGACCUCUUUCGACAACAUCCAGGCCUGGCUGACUGAGAUCUAUGAGUACGCCCAGAAAGAUGUGGUCAUUAUGCUUCUUGGGAACAAGGUGGACUCCACGCAUGAGCGGGUCGUCAAGAUGGAAGAUGGAGCGCGGCUGGCAAAGGAAUGUGGUGUGCCAUUCAUGGAGACAAGUGCCAAAAGUGGACUGAACGUGGACUUGGCGUUCAUGGCCAUUGCAAAGGAAUUAAAACACAGGUCCAUGAAGCUCCCCAACGAGCCCAAAUUUAAACUCCAUGACUACGUCAAGAAGGAAGUCAAAGGCUCGGGAUGCUGCAAGUCCUGAUCCUGCCACCCCGACUUCUGUACAAAGACUUGCUGAGAACAUUCAAGCCUCUCCACUAUGGGGGUCACUGAAGAAUCCACCCAGCACAGCUCCCCCUACCCCCCUUAUACUGUGGAAGAGCAUUCUGUCUGUGCAUGUCUGUGUUUGUAUCUGUGAGGGUAGCAAUCUGAUGUGUU